Messenger RNA from Mytilus trossulus (common blue mussel), 2074 nucleotides. Its product is annotated as peptidyl-prolyl cis-trans isomerase-like 4. Gene Ontology annotation, cellular component: nucleus. The record is from RefSeq and is a predicted model, not a curated record. Gene Ontology annotation, biological process: protein peptidyl-prolyl isomerization. Gene Ontology annotation, molecular function: peptidyl-prolyl cis-trans isomerase activity; RNA binding. NCBI's taxonomy places the organism in Eukaryota, Metazoa, Mollusca, Bivalvia, Mytilida, Mytilidae. The transcript is spliced from 13 exons. The coding region runs from base 103 to 1845 and encodes 580 amino acids.
UAUUACUAAGACAAGUGCAUUUCCGGUAAAAACUUUCAACAACGUUUUUUUACUAAAAAUGAUAAAGAGAAAGAAUUAAUAAGAUAAUAGAACUUACCCAUCAUGUCUGUGAUAAUAGAGACUUCACUUGGAGAUUUUACAAUCGACCUGUUCACUGACGAAAGGCCAAAAUGUUGUAAAAAUUUCCUGAAGUUAUGCAAAGUCAAGUAUUAUAACUUCUGCCUAUUCCAUUCUGUUCAGAGAAAUUUCAUAGCUCAAACUGGUGAUCCCGAUGGAAAUGGUAGAGGGGGAGAAUCUAUUUAUGGAACUUUAUAUGGAGAGCAAGCCAGAUAUUUUGAUUGGGAGUUUGUGCCUAAAAUAAAACAUGUAAAACAAGGUCUUGUUUCUAUGGUAAACAAUGGCAACAAUAUGCAUGGAUCACAGUUUUUCCUGACUCUUGGUGAUUCAUUGGACUACUUGGAUGGUGUACAUACAGUAAUUGGUGAGAUCACCGAAGGGUUGGAGGUCAUCCAGAAGUUAAAUGAAGCAUAUUGUGAUGAAAAGUUCAAACCAUUCAGGGAUAUCAGAAUACACCACACUAUCAUCUUAGAAGAUCCUUUUGAAGAUCCACCAGGUUUAGAUAUGCCAGACAGAUCUCCUUCUCCCCCUCCAGCAGUUAUUGAGCGAGCACGUUUAGCUGCUGAUGCUGAAAUUGAUGACCUGGAAGGAAUGACAGAAGAAGAAAUUAGAGAAAUUAUGGAAGAGAGAGAAGAAAAAGCCAAUGCCCAGUUAUUAGAAAUGAUAGGAGAUUUACCUUCUACAGAUAUCACAGCACCUGAAAACAUUCUAUUUGUUUGUAAACUUAACUCUGUCACUACAGAUGAAGAUCUGGAAAUUAUAUUUUCAAGAUUUGGUACAAUAAAAAGCUGUGAAGUGAUCAGAGAUCAGAAAACAGGAGAGUCCCUACAGUAUGCCUUUAUUGAAUUUGAAAAGAAAAAAGAUUGUGAGAGUGCAUACUUCAAGAUGGAUAAUGUUCUUAUUGAUGAUAGGAGAAUUCAUGUGGACUUCAGUCAGUCUGUCUCCAAAGUCAAAUGGAAAGGAAAAGGAAAAGGUGUGGAAACAAUAAAAGAAGAUCCAAAGAAACCAAAAUAUACAAUUAAAGAUAAAUCACAGAGACAAGACAAUAAUUAUGAACUGGUAUUUGAAGAAAAUGGUGAUAACAAGAGUUCUAAGAAGAAACGUCAAGACAAGUCACAUGACAGAGAUGAGGAUUACAGAAAUAAGACAAAACACAGAAGUAGAUCGCGAAGUCCUGACAGGAGAAAACACAGGUCACCAGAGAGAAACAGAAGAGAUGAAAGAAAAAGAAGCAAUGACAGACGCAACAGAUAUUCUCCUCCUCAAAGAUCUAGAGGAGAAAGGUACUCAUCACCGUCAAGAUAUAGGGACAACAGGCAGAGGUCACCACAUAGAGGAAAGGGAGACAACUACUUUACACCUCCAAGAUAUUGGGAUGAUAGAAACUCUCCAUCAAUGCAGAGGGAAAGAAAAAUGGACAGACAUAGGUCACCAGCACACAGGGAUAGAGGAAUAGAAGAGCGGAAUAAUAGCAGAUUAUCAGAAAAAGUAGUGGACAAAAAGAGGAAUAAGAAAAAAUAUGAAAGUUCUGAUAACGAAUCAUUAGAUAGACAGAAAAGUAAAAAGAAAAAGAGACAUUCAGUUAGUUCUGAAGAUGAAUCAUUAGAAAGACAGAAAAGUAAAAAGAAGAAAAGAGUUUCAGUGAGUUCUGAUGAAGAUGAAAGAAAGAAGGCCAAAAAGAAAAAAACUAAAAAAAAUGACAGUUCAGAUGAUGAACAUGUUCCUUAAAAGAAGAAAAAUAAAAAGGAUCAGUUUUCAGAUGAUAGUGAUGACAAGGAGAGUAAGAGUGGAAAGAAAAAGAAAAAGAAGAAAAAAUAUAGUAGCUCUGAGGAAGAACCAGUUAAACAUUCCAAGAAAAAACAAUAUCGAACAAAUUCAAAAUCUGACAGUGAAUCGCCACUAAAUGAUAGAAAAUAUAACUCUGAUAAAUAUCAGUCUAAAUCUGUAAAAGACUAUA